Molecule: messenger RNA, 4335 nt
Organism: Lemur catta (Ring-tailed lemur)
Lineage: Eukaryota; Metazoa; Chordata; Mammalia; Primates; Lemuridae
Gene: CC2D2B
Product: coiled-coil and C2 domain containing 2B
Exons: 35
Coding region: 1-4269 (1422 amino acids)
Biological process (GO): non-motile cilium assembly; protein localization to ciliary transition zone
Cellular component (GO): ciliary transition zone
Source: RefSeq, a predicted model, not a curated record
AUGCUCUCCAUGAGGGGAAAGUUGCAAAAAUCGAAGGUUGGAGGUGUCAAGGAUUUCCAUGCAGAAGAAAAUCGAAACAUGGCAAACACGUUGAGAGGCAAAGUAAGAGAAAAGUUUAAAAAUGCUAAGAUUACUCAAGGUGAAAAAUCUUCAACUCAGCACAUUGAUAAGGUAUUGCAUAAUCGAUCAUUGUUUAACCCACAGACUAAAGUCUCAUCAGAGGAAGGUCUUUCAUUUUUCAUUCUGACUGGUGAAGAAGGCUCAGCUUUGGACCAGUCUUCAGAACAGAAAUCAGUAAAUGAUAGUUACUCCAAACAUUCUUCACUUGGUGCUAAUUUACAAAAUGUUGCUGAGAGCCAAGAUGAAAAUUUUAUGGAAAAAGUCAUUUUUACAGAUUUACUUGAAGUAAAAGCUGCUGAAUAUGAAGAUGAUCAAGAACAAAUUAAAAAGCAGCAGGCAAAUAUUUUUGUGCCAAGUAGCUCUCCAGUGGACAGCCAGCAUAAACUGCCAAAAGGUAUGAUACCACGCAUUUUAGAAGAUGAAGGGUUCUAUAUUCAGAGAAAGCCAGAAAUAUAUAAAAAGACCUGCAACAAAAUGGAAAAUCGCCUGCUUAAAUUAGAAGAGGGAAAGUGUUGGUUUGAAGAAAGUGGAGAAUUAAUAUCAUUACCUACACCUAUUAAAGAGUCAUGGAGUUCUUUACUAAACAUAAGCAAGGAAUCUUCAAAUCCAGCACUAAAGACCACAUACAGGAAGGCAGUAAAAUAUGACGUAGGAAGCUCUUUUAGGGAGAAAAUGGAAAAUCAAAGGGAAGUGUACCAAUUAGAUCUCAACAUUGUGGGUUUGCAAUUCAGCCACCAUCAUCUCUUCAAUCAAGAACAAGUGUUAUGUGCUAGGCUGCUCCAACUUUAUGAAUAUUUUCAGGACAGGCAGCAACAGAAUUUACCUCAGCUGCUUUAUGAGAAGCUGAAAGCAUUGACAAAUGCUACCAAAUUAGCAAAUGAAAAUUUGGAAAUAAACCAGCUGACCAGAAAAUCCCUACAAGAUUAUUAUUGGCAGAUAAGUAAUACUAAACAGCUAUAUGACUUAGAAAGGGAAAAGGACUUCUCCCUACUACGUAGUAUAAUACGGACUUGGAAACAGAUAAAAUCUCUUCGACGAUGGCAAGGGUUUACAAGCACCCCGAUAAAGUUACAGGUCCAGAGGCUCCCUAUGAAUAAAUAUGCACAAGAACAAGAGCAAAUGUCAGAAAUAUCUCAGACUGAGAAGAAAACUAAAGGAAAAGCACUUAAUGAAGAAAACCAGGAGAAACUGUCAUAUUUAGGUGCAGAAUUUGAAGAAGUAGAAAUUGAAAGAAUAAAGCCAAUUACUUUGAUGCCACAACUUUCCUUCACUGCAGAAUUAACAAACUUAUCCAAGUGUUCACUGCAUGAACAAAAGAGGAGAGCCAAAAUUCAGAAGCUUAAGUACUUUAUUAAAAUAUUUUACAAUGAUAAGCAAGUUUCUCGUACUUCAGUAUCUUCCCUACAGUUUGAUUUUAAAGUCAUGUUUCAGCAAAUUUUCAAUAUGCAGUUAUUAUAUUGGCCUGAAACAAUUUGCUUGAAGGUUUAUGAAGUAAGUAAAAGUACAAGCUUACUGGCAAAACUAUACUUGCCUUUACCUAACUACACAGAACUGAAAGGCAAAACUGUUUUGGAAUAUGCAGAGUUUGGCUCUGAGAAGCCGGUCACACCUAAGGAUGGAGAAGUACGAAGCAAUGUGCCUUUUAUUGUUGAGGGAGGUGGAACUGAAGAACUGUGUCUUUUAACAUCAGGAAAACUGAGCUAUUCUCUAUCAUGGGCCUUAGAUGAAAAUGGCAUUCCUCUGACACCUCUGUCCCAGCCAUCAAGAUCUGCUUACUGCAGUGUGUUAAGGAAUGUAAAUGCAAGAGGGGUUCCUGGAAUUCCAUGGCUCAUUGAUGCACAGAAGCUUUUUGAAUGGUCAAACGAAGUCAGAAUUGAUCCAAAUAAUCCAGAAUAUUCUGAUUUAAUGGAAUUUAUUAUGUACAUGAGACAUAAGGAGCAGGUUAUUCCAAAAUAUUUCCGUCUUGAACAGUUGCAAGAUGAAUUUAACUUUGUUUCUGAAGAGGAGAUGAAAAAGAGUAAACGUUUCCAGCUAUUGCAGCUUAGAAAUGCAGGUCAAUUAGAUAUUUUCCUUCUGCAGCAAAUGCCUGCCUAUGAUAGAGAAAUUCCAGAUUCGGUCUUCCAGGAGUCUGAAAGUCAGAUCGAGAAGGAUGUAUCCCUUUCAGAUGUGAAUUCUAUUACUGCACAAAGGAUUAAUUCUGCCAAUUUUCUGAAAAAGAUGAGAAGAUUGAUAAUGAAAAGAAUUGCCAAAAUUAGCAAAUUUAACUUGUCAGAUAUUGUGAAUGAUUAUGAAGAAAUUGCAUCUACAAGCCAGUUGACAGAUGCAAUUUGUAAGUUUGUUGAACCACAAAGAAAGUUAAAGCCUCAGAGGAAAGAAAGGAAAAAAGUCACAGCACAAACUGUCUCUGAUGGAGAUCUUAAAAUUCUUAUCAGAAUAGUGAGGGCCUAUAAUAUUCCUACAAGGAAAACAAUAGUUAAUAGAGUCUUGGAUAUGCCUAAUUCUUUGAUGUCACCUAUAUCUUGCCUCAGACAGAAAGACACAAUCCAAUCAGCAGCCUCAGAUGAGAUCCUAAAUGAGGAUGCUGUACACCCUUUUGUGGAAGUUUCUUUUCAGCACACUGUAUACCAAACCAAUACUACAAGUGGAUCUCAUCCAUGCUGGAAUGAAGAAAUUAAAGUAGAUUUUAUCUCACCAGGACAUGAUUAUAGCUUCUCAAGCUUAUCUAAAAUAAAAGAUUAUAUAUAUAUUAACAUUUUUGAUGAAAUGAUGAUUGAAAAGCAUGAGGUUCACUGUCUCAAGAGCUGUAGUGGUCAUUCAUAUGUAAGAAAGAAUUGGCUUGGAUCUAUCAUCUUUCCCUUUUCUGCUCUUCUGCAACAAUCGGAGAUUAGUGGAACAUUUCAAGUAAAUAUUCCACCAGUUUUGCUUGGGUAUACUUGGAGUAAGACUUAUAUAUCUCCUAAAGAAGAUUACAAUUGGCAGAAUUUAAAAGAAUGUACCUUCUUAAAUAUUUUUGCUACCAUUGAACCUCAAAUAUCAUAUGUUACCUAUAAUCCAAAACCAGAUAAGUUUUCAGAUCAAAUAGAUGUUUUGCAAAGAGCACAGAUUUUUAAAAAAAAUUGCAAGGCAAUGUUUCCUAACCGAAGAAUCAUAACUACUGUCUUUAAUGAUGAAGGGAAACAGAUCUUAGUAACAAGAUACAUCAAGGCAUUAAAUCCACCUCGGCAACUUCUGGAUAUGUUACUUCAUGAUUCUAGUGCAACACUUGACAUCAUUUCUCGAUUUGUAUCUUUGAUUCCCUUUAUGCCUGAUACACUGGAUGAAAAUGAUGGUUUUGAUAUAUGGUUGACAUCAGAGUGCUGCAUCAGUUUGGCUAUUGGAAAUAAGGAGGAGCAUGCCAUACUUCUCUGUAAUUUCUUCCUGUAUUUGGGGAAGAAGGCGUUUGUCCUACUGGGAACCUCAGUGUUAGAAGGGCCCGUGGCUUAUGUAUUAACUCAAGAAACUGAUGAAUAUUUGCUUUGGAAUCCAUCAACUGGGCAACAUCAUAAGCAGUUUGACCCAUUUUGUCCCUUACAAAGUGUAGAUUGUUUGUUUGAUGAUAGAAAUGUCUGGUUUAAUAUUCAACAAAAUAAUAUACCAAUGGCUGUACAUUUUGACUAUUCAAAGGAAAGUUUCUGGAAACAGUUGCUUCCAAACAAUUUUCAAGAGACAGCACAAAGCAUACAGCCUGAAGAAAUAACUUACACUGAUACUAAUAAAAGCAUGGUAGAAGAUCUAAAGAACAGGAUUGAAAGGACUCUAAAGUGUAAAAUGAUGGAAUGGCGACCUCAACAACCAACACGUUGGAAUCGACAAUGUUCAUCUAGUUUGCGACAAAUCCUUCCUAAGCUAGAAGUUGGCAUAGGAAGCUUUGCUUCAGAUGAAAAAGAGAGUGAAUUUGAAAGACUACUACAACUUUAUUGGGUUGUAGGGUUUCCCAUCCAGAUGCCAUACACUGAUCUACAGUCAGUUAUUGAUGCCGUGUAUCAAACUGGAAUUCACUCUUCUGAAUUUCCCCAGACAGAAUUUGCAUUAGCUGUAUACAUCCACUCAUACCCAAGUAACAUAUUGUCUGUGUGGGUUUAUUUGGCUUCCUUAACCCAAUAUAAGUGAAAAGGAAGAAGAGAAAAGGGAAAGAUUUUGGUGUCCUUGUGGGGUCUGGAAGAAAGGGAAAUAAGA